AACAGUGCGUGUAAUGGGAGAACACUAAAACCGGGUAGUGCAAUCCGGAUUGAGCCAAUCCAUAUAUAUCUGAAUUUAUUUGAUCCAAUUCAUAUAUAUCCAGAUUUAUUUGAUCCAAUUG
Ambispora gerdemannii is the source of this 121-nucleotide messenger RNA. Lineage: Eukaryota; Fungi; Glomeromycota; Glomeromycetes; Archaeosporales; Ambisporaceae. The record is from the annotation of a GenBank genome assembly.